CCCCCCCCGCCCCUCGAUCUGCGCGGCCCCGACGGCGACGAGUCCUCUCCGGCGGCCGCCACGCCCGCGGCUCGCCGGCGAAGAUGGCCGGCCGCGCUCACAGCCACAGUAACUGGCUCCGCCGUCUCAUCCCGGGUCCUCCUCGUCUUCGCCGUCUCAUCCCGGUCCUCCUCGUCUUCGCCGUCCACGCGGUCUCCUUCGCGCUCUACCUCCUCCUCCAGUCCCACCACCCGUCGCCCGACCCACCCCCACGAACCCAAGUCCGUGACGACGUCCGGGAAGUGGCGUCCUAUCUGAAGCCGUGGCCGCACCUCCCCUCCUUCCUCCCCUGGCUCUCCGGCCCUGCGCCGCCGGCGCACUCCUGCGAGGCCUACUUCGGCAACGGCUUCUCCCGCCGCGUGGAAGCCCUCCCCGCGGGCAGCGGAGGCGGCGGUCGGUUCCGGUGCCACCACAGCGAGACGCUGGGAAGCUCGAUCUGCGAGGGCGCGUGGGUGCGGCUCGACCCGGCGCUCAUCGCGAUGUCGCGCGGCGGGGAGCUGCUCGAGCCGGUGAUGGGCCGCGCGGAGGAGGAGGAGCUGCCCAAGUACGAGCCCAGCGCGCUGCAGGUAGAGGGGGCGGUGGCGGGGAGGACAGCGCCGUUGGUGGACGCAGGGUUCCUCGACGCCUACGUGCCCACCGGCGGGAUUGGGAUGCACACUAUGAGGGCGCUGCUCGAGUCAGCGCGCGUUGUGCCGCCCGUGGUUGAAGAACCGACACUUCUGGUCACUCGUUUUGAAUAUGCAAAUCUUUUCCACACAAUUACAGACUGGUACAGUGCAUAUGUUAGUUCCAGAGUCACGAAUUUACCAAACCGUCCUAAUGUUGUUUUCAUGGAUGGGCAUUGUAAGGCACAAUUGGAGCAAACAUGGGAAGCACUUUUUUCAAGUGUGACAUAUGCUAAGAACUUCUCUGGUCCUGUUUGUUUCCGACAUGCAAUUCUUUCACCUUUGGGCUAUGAGACUGCUCUAUUUAAGGGGCUUAGCGAGAGCUUCAGCUGUGAAGGUGCCUCCACUCAGUCCCUCGGAGAAAAGCCAGACUAUGAGAAAACAUCACGAUUAUCUGAAUUUGGAGAGAUGAUUGUAGCUUCGUUUGAUCUUCCACAGGAUGACAUCAUGUCAUCCAAAACACUAAAUGGUCUCAAUGUUCUCUUCAUUCGGCGAGAAGACUACUUGGCCCACCCACGCCACAGUGGUAAGGUUGAAUCUAGACUGAGCAAUAAGCUGGAGGUAUAUGAUGCAAUUGACAAGUGGGCAAAAGGUCAGAAGUGCAAAAUAAAUGUUGUCAAUGGUCUUUUUGCCCACAUACUGAAGGAGCAACUCCGUGCUAUCCUGGAAGCUUCAGUAGUAAUAGGGGCUCAUGGAGCUGGUCUAACACACUUAGUUUCAGCUACACCCGAUACAAAAGUUCUUGAGAUCAUCAGCAGCAUGUAUCGGCGCCCACAUUUUGCAUUGAUCUCACAUUGGAAGGCUUUAGAGUACCAUGCUAUAAAUCUCCCUGGAUCAUAUGCUAGGAUCGCAGAUGUCAUCAGUGAAUUGAGUAAUAUACUGAAAGGUCUUGGAUGCUGAAAACGAGGUACUGUUAUACCGAGGUAUUCAUCAUGAAAUUCACCAUAGGCCAUACCAAAUUGAUAUUUUGCUUCAUACAUACUGGUAACACUAACGACACUGACGCAUACAAUUUUAUUGAGAGGGGAGAAGUUUUGCCAGGUUAUUCCCACCAUUGUAUUGAGGAUCGAAGCAGUCCCAGUUCUCAUUAGAAGAAUUUCAUGCUGCCAUAGUCUAAUGCCAGCAUUUCCAAGGAUCAUGGAAACAACCCCUGUAUGGUAUCUGACAGCACCUAAUGAUAUGAAAGCCAAUACAUGUUGUCCACUCCAUUCUAGGAGUAAUUCUAUCGCCCGCAAGCUAAACCAAAUUGUUUUUUUUUUCGUUCCUGCUUGUAGAUUGAGCAAAUCGUAUGUAUGUUGCGUGUUGAGUGCUCCCCACUGUUGUCAUUGAAAACUGCCUGAACAUGGCACAGGCUCCUCCUUUGUGCAUGCUGUAUGAUUUGCUCUCUUUUUUUCAUGUCGCCGAAGCGAUGUCGCCUGGUCCAGCAGGCAGCAUCCUUAUGUCGACCUGAUCAUUUCGGAAGAUGAAAUGUGCCGCCAGUGGCUCAUAAUGCCCGUGCGCUAGCGUACUUUGAUC
Phragmites australis (common reed) is the source of this 2219-nucleotide messenger RNA. RefSeq names its product beta-1,2-xylosyltransferase RCN11-like. NCBI's taxonomy places the organism in Eukaryota, Viridiplantae, Streptophyta, Magnoliopsida, Poales, Poaceae. Gene Ontology annotation, molecular function: glycosyltransferase activity. The record is from RefSeq and is a predicted model, not a curated record.